Ceratitis capitata (Mediterranean fruit fly) is the source of this 2069-nucleotide messenger RNA. It is a transcript of the gene Drip, whose product is annotated as aquaporin. The transcript is spliced from 6 exons. Lineage: Eukaryota; Metazoa; Arthropoda; Insecta; Diptera; Tephritidae. Gene Ontology annotation, cellular component: plasma membrane. The record is from RefSeq and is a predicted model, not a curated record. Bases 420 to 1175 code for a protein of 251 amino acids. Gene Ontology annotation, molecular function: water channel activity. Gene Ontology annotation, biological process: transmembrane transport.
UUAUUUACGCUCGAACACCGAAAGUGGUAGCAACGCGAAACCGAAGAAGCUAAAACGUCCACAAAAACAUUUACGGAAAAUAAAAUAGAAAAAUACAAAAAUAGAAACUUAUUAAGUUGUAAAUCAGCAAAUAAAGUGUAAAUUAACUGAAAGUGCCUUUCAAGUGUGAUUAUUAAGCUGAUAAAGAUAAGCAAAACAGUUGGAAAGUAAUCUCAACCCAACAAUAAAGACUUCACAUGGUUAUCAGCGGCAUAGAAGACAAGUGCUAUUGUGACUUUGCAGCACCCAAUAACAAUUAAAAAUAUUUUUAUAAUAAAAAAACAACUUUUUGCAAGCACAUUUGGCAUUGCAAAAGCAUUUUUACAAUAGACUCGAAUUCGAAAAGCACCACUUCAAAUUAUAUAUAAACCAUAACAAAAAUGGAGGAGAAACAUGAUAUUCCGAAAAUCAUCGGUGUCAGUGACAUCACAGAAAACAAGAAGAUAUGGCGCGCUCUUAUAGGCGAGUUCAUAGGCACAUUCUUCUUGGUCGCCAUCGGUGUUGGAAGUUGCACGGGCGGUGAUGCCUACUCACCAUCGGUGCCUCAGAUUGCCUUCUGUUUCGGUUUGGUGGUGGCCACCAUGGCGGUGGGUCUGGGUCACAUCAGCGGUUGUCACGUUAAUCCAGCUGUCACCAUUGGUUUCCUUAUUGUCGGUGAAAUGAGCAUUCUAAAGAGUUUACUUUACAUCAUUGCUCAACUUGUUGGUGGUAUUGCCGGUGCAGCGGUUAUUAAGGGCGCCGUAACCGAUGAAGUUGCCGGUGCCAAUUUGGGUGUCUCUAUGUAUGCUACCACCCUCGAUUCCGGUCGUGUGGUGCUUAUUGAGGCUUUGAUCACCUUCAUUUUGGUCUUUGUUGUUAAAGCGGUAUCAGAUCCUGGACGCACAGACAUUAAAGGCUCAGCACCGCUGGCUGUUGGUCUCUCGAUUGCCGCGGGACAUUUAUGUGCUGUCAAAUUGACUGGCGCCAGCAUGAAUCCAGCGCGUUCCUUUGGGCCGGCUGUGGUACAGAAUGUGUGGACCGAUCAUUGGGCUUACUGGGUUGGCCCCAUUGUUGGAGGCAUUGUUGCUGCAAUCAUCUACCGAUUUGUCUUUAAGGUGCGCAAGGGCGACGAUGAAGAUCACUCUUACGAUUUUUGAAGAGUGAAAACUCUCACAACACAAAAAUUACAUAAAAUGAGUUGAGCGGCAAAAAUGCAAAGAUCGCUUGUGCACUCGCUUACAACAACUGCACACGCGCACAUACAUGAAAUACACACGCAUAUUAAAUGCAUGUGCUUGCGUAGGCAUAUGUAUGUAUGUACAUAUGUUUGUUUUUGAUUUUUGUUUAUGAGAACUUAUUUACGUAUGUAUCGUAUGUUCAAUAUUUAUGUGCUGAAUAUAUGCCUGGCGCAUUGAAAAGAAAGAAAAAAAAACGAAAUGCGAUUGUUGUGUAUGCGCGCCGCCGCCUACACUUGUAUUAAAUAUGUUUGUAUGUCGGUAUUGAAUAAUUUUAAUUUUAAUUAGCGAAAUAAGCACCGUUUACAUAUGUAUCUGUUUGCAUAUAUAUUUAUGUACUUAUAAAUAUAUAUAUACUUGCAAUUCACAUGCCAAAUGUCAUUCAUCGUCAACUCUGCCGUUGAACGCUUUACACUCAUCACUCAUACAUCACUCAAAAAAAUAUUUCUACGCAUACAUACAUACUUACACGUAUAAUCAACAAUUCAUUUAACUGCUGUAAUUCAUUCAUUCCCGCCGCCCAAAGAUGCCUUAGCAAUGCAAGUAUUUUAAGAAAAUCACGAUAAAACAUUGAUGAAAAUAAAAAUUAAAUUUAAUGUAUAUUUUUGAAAAAAAAAAGUUUAAAUUUUUGUCAAUAUUACAACAAAUAUUUGUAUUUACGGCUUUUGUCAACUGUCAAAUUUUGUAUAUUCAGCAGAAAGAAUGGCGUUACUCGCCAACGCACAUCAGCUAAGUUGCCUGUGGUAAUUAAGAAUUGCUUCCAAAUGUUUUUGUAAUUUUAUAUGUGAACGUUUGAAAAUAUUUUUUUUUUUUUUU